CGACAUUGGACAACAACCCACCUUGUAACCCCCAACACGGCACUCGCCAGCUAGUUACAAUGGAGGCUCUCACCUUCAACAUCAACCACGGCUUCCUCGAGGGCAUCGUCCGCGGAUACAAGGGCGCCCUCCUCACCCAGUCAAACUACAGCAACCUGACCCAGUGCGAGAACCUUGAGGACUUCCGCAUGCAGCUUGCCUCGACCGACUAUGGCAACUUCCUCGCCAACGAGCCCCUCCCCCUCUCGACUGCUACUAUUGCUGACAAGGCCACCGCCAAGCUCGUCGAGGAGUUCAACUUUGUCCGCACCAACGCCGUCGAGCCCCUCGCCAAGUUCAUGGACUACAUCACGUACGCGUACAUGAUCGACAAUGUCAUCCUCCUCACCCUCGGCACGCUCCACGAGCGCGACACCCACGAGCUCCUCGAGCGCUGCCACCCUCUCGGUGUGUUCGACACGAUGCCGGCCCUGUGCGUCGCCACCAACGUCGAGGAGCUCUACCAGACUGUCCUUGUCGAGACUCCCCUGGCGCCCUACUUCAAGGAGUGCCUCUCGGCCCAGGACCUCGACGACCUCAACAUUGAGAUCAUCCGUAACGCCCUCUACAAGGCCUACCUCGAGGACUUCUCGCGAUUCUGCCAGACCCUCCCAUCGCCCACCGACGAGGUCAUGACCCGCAUCCUCUCGUUUGAGGCCGACCGCCGUACCAUCAACAUUACUAUCAACUCGUUUGGCACCGAGCUCAGCAAGGACCAGCGCGCCCGCCUCUUCCCCACGAUCGGCCACCUGUACCCCGUGGGCAACAAUGCCCUUGCGCGCGCGGACGACGUUGAGCAGGUCCUCCAGGCCGUCGACUACGUGCCAGAGUACCGUGCCUUCUUUGACCGGGCAGGCACUGCCAACCAGCACUCUGCUGGCGACGACGGUGCCGACGCCGGCUCGAGUCUAGAGGACGAGUUCUUCAAGCAUGACGUCGAGCUCAACAAGCAGAGCUUCCUGCAGCAGUUCCAGUUUGGCGUCUUCUACUCGCUGUUCAAGCUCAAGGAGCAGGAGGUGCGCAACUUGACGUGGAUUGCCGAGUGUAUCGCCCAGGACGCUCGUGACAGGAUAAACGACUACAUUCCCAUUUUCUAGACAUAAGGCGGCCUCGAGACUCGUAGGCAAGAGCCAUGUAGUGUAAUGCAUAUGCAAGGUUAGGAUAGUGUG
Vanrija pseudolonga is the source of this 1208-nucleotide messenger RNA. RefSeq names its product V-type proton ATPase subunit d (gene vma6). Gene Ontology annotation, molecular function: proton-transporting ATPase activity, rotational mechanism. Gene Ontology annotation, biological process: vacuolar acidification; proton transmembrane transport; vacuolar transport. The record is from RefSeq and is a predicted model, not a curated record. Bases 60 to 1136 code for a protein of 358 amino acids. The transcript has 4 exons. Gene Ontology annotation, cellular component: proton-transporting V-type ATPase, V0 domain; fungal-type vacuole membrane; vacuolar proton-transporting V-type ATPase complex. NCBI's taxonomy places the organism in Eukaryota, Fungi, Basidiomycota, Tremellomycetes, Trichosporonales, Trichosporonaceae.